Rana temporaria (common frog) is the source of this 1158-nucleotide messenger RNA. It is a transcript of the gene PCP4L1, whose product is annotated as Purkinje cell protein 4 like 1. Bases 16 to 261 code for a protein of 81 amino acids. The record is from RefSeq and is a predicted model, not a curated record. The transcript has 2 exons. Lineage: Eukaryota; Metazoa; Chordata; Amphibia; Anura; Ranidae.
UUGGGGGAUGGUGCGAUGUUCUGCAGCUCUUUUGGUAAUUAUAACCUCUUUCUCUCUCUCUUGCAGCUCCGAGCUAACAAUGAUUUGCCUUCCGCCAACCAGGCCUCCCUGAAUGAGGAGAAGGACAAACCUGGGAAGUCGGAGACGGUGGAAGAGGAAAUUGACAUUGACCUCAACGCCCCGGAGACAGAAAAGGCCGCUCUGGCCAUCCAGAACAAGUUCCGCCGCUUCCAGAAAAAGAAACCAAACCCAAGCUCGUGAGGAGGACAGCUCCACCCGUGACCUCAACACUGCCCUGUACGAUAUACACUGUGCGCAGGCUCGCCUACUUCUUCCACUUUCUUUUCUAUGAAGUGCAAGCCAAGUAACAACAGGGCUCAGCUCCCCUCCCCUUUCCCCUACACUCCCCCCUCCCCCGUCCCAUUAAAUUAUUAUGAAUGCUGAUCUUUUAAACUGAGCCCGUGCCCCCAACAGGCUGACCAUGUUUCGGCCAUCUUGCAUUUACUCCUGGCUCCGAGUGUAGCUGUUGGGAUCGAUAGAAAGGAAGGAAGAGUUUUCUAUGAAAAAAGCUGAAUAGUGAGGUCUUCUCUUGUACGGAGGACCACAGAGGUCCCCUUCUUAAGGCAUGUUCUUAUAUAGCAUAUAUUAUAUUUAAAUAUUUAUUAUAUAGAAUUGAAUGAAUAUAGACCAUCUCGGUGGCCAUCUUCAUUUUACCCAUAAUUGCCUUAUUCCAUCUCACUCCAGCCUCAUGCAAAUUAGAGCCUCCCCUUGACCCCACCCAACCCGUUUGCUCCACCCCUGAGGAGACAUAAACUCGGUCACCCCACCAAAAAUGAUAACUGGGCUCGUGUUCUGUUGGAUUUUGACACUCAUGUAAUAUCUCUUGAUGAGUCUGAAGCAAGUUAUUACAAUUUCCACAAAAGUGUCAGUAAACAAAGAUAUAAUGCAUGAGUUAUAUGUCUUAACUGCACGUCUUGCAUGCAUUAUAGCUUUGUGAAUUGAUACCUUUAUAUGGCUGCCGCUCUUUUUUAUAGAAACAGGUUGGCCUGACUCUCAGGUAAGAGUCAGACCUAGGCUGGGACAAGGUUCGUUAGCACCCAAAGUAAUAAGGCCAAAGGGCAACCUUCCCAUCCCCACCAUGGACUGUGAACUACUCUA